Molecule: messenger RNA, 2111 nt
Organism: Clarias gariepinus (North African catfish)
Lineage: Eukaryota; Metazoa; Chordata; Actinopteri; Siluriformes; Clariidae
Gene: cyp7a1
Product: cytochrome P450 7A1
Exons: 6
Coding region: 34-1578 (514 amino acids)
Biological process (GO): cholesterol catabolic process; bile acid biosynthetic process; cellular response to glucose stimulus
Molecular function (GO): heme binding; cholesterol 7-alpha-monooxygenase activity; iron ion binding
Source: RefSeq, a predicted model, not a curated record
ACAGCCUCUGCAAUUAGAUUGACAGCUACAGACAUGGUGAUAAGUGUCGCGCUCAUCUGGGCCGUGGUGGUGGGAUUCUGCUGCUGCCUCUGGCUCGUCCUGGGAAUUCGCACAAGACAGCCAGGGGAACCUCCAGUAGAGAACGGCUGGAUCCCGUACAUGGGCUGCGCACUUCAGUUCGGCGCCAACCCCCUGGAAUUCCUCCGCAGCAGACAGAAGAAAUAUGGCCACAUUUUCACGUGUAAGAUCGCCGGCCGAUUCGUUCACUUCCUCUGCGACCCGUUCUCUUAUCACGGCGUCAUCCGUCAAGGGAGGCACCUGGACUGGAAGAAAUUUCACUUCGCAACAUCUGCCAAGGCAUUCGGUCAUGAAAACAUGGACCCGAGUCACGGCCACACCACGGAGAACCUUCACCAGACCUUUCUGAAGACUCUACAGGGUGAAGCCCUUCCCUCUCUCAUUGAAACCAUGAUGGAGAACCUACAAAGUGUCAUGCUGCACUCCAACAUGCUCAAAGCAUCCUCCGGCAGCUCUGAAUGGGAAGUCGACGGCAUCUUCGCUUUCUGCUACAAAGUUAUGUUUGAGUCUGGCUACCUCACGCUGUUCGGAAAGGAGUUGGAUGGAGACCAGACCAUCGCACGCCAGCAGGCCCAGAAAGCCCUGGUCCUCAGUGCUAUGGAGAACUACAAGGAGUUCGAUAAGAUUUUCCCCGCGCUUGUCGCAGGUCUCCCCAUCCACGUGUUCAAGAGCGGCCACAGCGCGCGAGAGAACCUCGUCAAAACCAUGCUACACGAGAACCUCAGCAAGCGCACAAAGAUCUCUGACCUCAUAUCCCUGCGAAUGCAGCUCAAUGACUCAUUAUCGACCUUCAACGAGCUGAGCAAAGCCAGGACUCACGUCGCGAUCCUGUGGGCCUCACAAGCCAACACGUUACCCGCAACUUUCUGGACCCUCUUUUACCUGAUCAGAUGUCCAGAAGCGAUGAAGGCAGCUAGUGAGGAGGUAAAGAACAUCUUCGAGAGAUCCAACCAGAAAGUUGAUCCCAGGGAUCCUCGACUCAUGCUCACCAGGGAGGAGUUGGACAAAAUGCCAGUUCUCGACAGUGUCAUAAAGGAGGCCAUGAGGCUGUCCAGUGCCUCUCUAAACGUCAGGGUGGCUAAAGCAGACUUCUUGCUGCAUCUGGACAACAAGGAAUCGUACCGGAUCCGUAAAGAUGACGUUAUUGCGCUGUAUCCGCAAAUGCUCCAUUUCGAUCCUGAGAUCUACGAAGAUCCUCUGACGUACAAGUACGACAGAUUCUUGGACGAGAAUGGCCAGGAGAAGACGUGUUUCUACCGAGGAGGACGUAAACUGCGCUAUUACUACAUGCCGUUCGGUUCCGGAGUCACCAAAUGCCCUGGGCGAUUUUUCGCCGUUCAUGAGAUUAAGCAGUUCCUGUCUCUGGUGCUGUCCUACUUCGACAUGGAGCUUCUAGAUCCUAAAGUAAAAGUUCCUCCUUUGGAUCAGUCGCGUGCCGGUCUCGGGAUUUUACAGCCUACGUAUGACGUCGACUUUAAAUACCGGCUCAAAAACCAAUAAGCCAAAGUCACAUUCUGUUCUUGUAAAUAGUGUAAAUUAUUGUUACAAAAAACUCUUUGACUUGAAAACUGUCUAAAAGUUUACACCCUUACAUCUUCUCCUGUCAUUUCAAUCAAAUCUACAGCAGUCCAUCUUCCUGUGUCCGCACCAGUAUUAGUGAUCGUCCUCACCCGCACGAUAAUCCUAACCCUGUCCUCAUUUACGCUUCGCUGCCAUAGCAAUGAAAUGUGUGCUGUACAUUAUGUAAUAUUUACUGUAUCCUGGUUUCAAGUCACAUGUGUGUUGUUGUUUGUUGUUUUGUUUAAGCCUAUAAGAACUGAUCAUGACGCCGCUUAAAUGCAAUGUAAGACGUCUCUGCUCGAUGUUAUCAGUAAUAUUUACUGCUUGCACAAGCCAAGAGUUUCUGCAUUAAAUGUAAGACAGAGAAAUAGAGUAUUGUGCAGAAAAGAGAAAUUCUGAUGAACUUUGAGCAAAAUUCUGAGGAAUCUGAAGAUUUUGGAGAAUCCGAUUAAACCUUUUUGAUAGUACAACAU